Messenger RNA from Debaryomyces hansenii CBS767, 2013 nucleotides. It is a transcript of the gene GYP8, whose product is annotated as Gyp8p. Gene Ontology annotation, molecular function: GTPase activator activity. The record is from RefSeq and is a predicted model, not a curated record. Bases 1 to 2013 code for a protein of 670 amino acids. The transcript has a single exon. NCBI's taxonomy places the organism in Eukaryota, Fungi, Ascomycota, Pichiomycetes, Serinales, Debaryomycetaceae. Gene Ontology annotation, biological process: endoplasmic reticulum to Golgi vesicle-mediated transport; positive regulation of GTPase activity. Gene Ontology annotation, cellular component: endoplasmic reticulum membrane.
AUGUCAGUUAAGGAACAUUCACAUACGUUAUUGCAGCUGCAUCCAGACUGGGUUUCUAUGGACUUUGAUAAAUUGGGCAAAUCGUUUUAUAAUAAUGACGGGGUGCCUCUUAGCGAUACUAUCAAGAGUUUAAAGGCAAGAACGUUAAAUGAUGCAUUGCAAAAUAAGAAUACCGAUGCAUUAGCAGAGUAUCUGAGAUCAACAGAAGGGCUAAUAAGUAAUGAGUUCAGAAUGAAAAUCUGGCCGCUUCUAUUGGGAAUUUCUGAUUGGGAGACUGAAGCAUAUGAGGAAACAUCGAAGAAACAAGCAAUGGUGGAUUCGCCGAAUUUAAAAUUGAAUAGACAAUCGGUUACGUCUUUUUUACUUAAUGAUUUAGAUUUGAAUGAUUUACCCCCACAUAAGGAUGAAGACCAAGUCAAAUUGGAUAUACAACGGUCAUUUACUGUGCUAUCGCAGAUGCAAUCUUAUCACCAAUUACAAAACGAAUCGUUUACAGCUAUUUUCUCGAACAGUGAUAUAGACCUGUUGAAGAAGAGCCUAUUAAAUAUCAUAAUCAAGAUACUUAGAAAAUAUCCAUGUCUUAACUAUUAUCAGGGCUAUCACGAUAUAGCAAGUAUUAUUUUAAUUGUUUGCUAUGAACAAAACGGCGAAGCGAAUCCGUCAAAAAAUGAAGAAUUGGCGUUUAAAUUAUUGGAAAAACUUACCGUAUUUCACUUGAGAGAUUAUAUGAUUACCGAUAUAAACCUUUCCAUCAAUCAUUUAAAAUUGAUUCCAAGCUUACUAGAGGUAACUGAUACAGACUUAUUUGAAUUGAUCAAGCAAUCAAGUAACUCGUAUAUUAUGUCAUCUGGCUUUCAUUAUGAUUAUAACUUCUAUCAAGGUUUAUCAUCCAUUUUGACUUUUUACAGUCAUGAUCUAAAUAAUUUGCAUCAACUAUUAAUAAUAUGGGACUUUAUAUUAAGUUACAACUCCGUGGUUGUCAAUGUUUAUCUAUAUGUCGCUCUAUUGAAAUUUCAUAAAGAAGAUAUAUUCAACGAAUUAGAUAUAGAUCCGAGUGACUUGAUUAAUUCAGGAGAAGCAGAUAUCGACAUUGAUUUAGUGCAUACUUUAGUAUCCCCUAAUAACUUAUUUAAGUCUAUGACUGAUUCUGAUCUUAAUCAGAUUUUAAAUAAGACAAGGACUUUGAUUGAAAGCUAUUUAAUCAGUGAUAUUGAGAAUUCAGACGUUACAUACGAUGUUUGGUUCAAGGAAUUUAAUCAGAAUUCUGUCCUAUUAAACACAUCAGACAUUCUUGUCGACAGCAAAACUAAAGAUCUUAAAUAUAACUAUUUAAUAGUUGAUGAUGAAAAUCCACCGGAUUCUUCAUUAAAUGAUCUUGUUCAACUUCAAGAUGAAGAAAUGUCAAAGCAAACUGUUUAUAACAUAUCACUUCAACAAAAGUUACUAGAGCAACAAGAAGAAUUAUCAAACUCCACUUCUGAUCUUGACACUAGUCUACCAAAUCUGUUAUCUUCGUCUAUUACAAGUUUUACGUCAGCAUCGUCGUCAAUAAACACUAAGAUCGCUAAUACUUCGUCGAUGAUAUUCAAAAAAUUGUUUUACCAUGAUAUUUCACCAACGCCGGAAGGCAAGCUUAACAACAACAAUAAACAUAAUGUUCUUUCAACUAACUUUUACAGAAUUAGCUUUACCGUUGGAUUUAUUGGAUUUAUGAUGCAUUUCUUGUUGAUUAAAAACGAUCCAAGUUAUCAAAGUUUAAAUAUCACAAGACUCGUAUCAGGCUCCUUGUCAAUGAUCCAAAAGUGUGGAUCUCAAUUACUUGACCUGGAGUCUAUCAGGUCAGUAUCUGACUUUGUCGUUAAAGCGAGUAAUGGGUUGGUAUACGAAACAGGGGAAGCUAUACGCGGAAUGUAUACUUCAUUAAAGGAUUCGGAAAUUGUGAACAGCGGAAUAAAUAUUGGUCAGAUUGGUUUGGGAAACUUAAGAAAUAACAUUUAUGGGUUUAUUGGAUAG